Fopius arisanus is the source of this 1206-nucleotide messenger RNA. RefSeq names its product putative leucine-rich repeat-containing protein DDB_G0290503. The annotation marks the transcript as partial. The transcript is spliced from 3 exons. The record is from RefSeq and is a predicted model, not a curated record. NCBI's taxonomy places the organism in Eukaryota, Metazoa, Arthropoda, Insecta, Hymenoptera, Braconidae.
CCAUGGAAAAAGAAUUGGAGAAAAAAUUGGCCCAGAUAAAACGGCAGCUAGCGGAAAAAGAAAAAGAUGAAAUACAAAGAUUGAUCACGGAAAUGGACGAUAUACGAGCGGAAAAUCUGAAGAAGAUCAGGAGUGAAUUAGAAAUGUGUUACGAGAAGGAACGACAAGAUAUUCUUGAGAAUAUUAAAGCUGAAUUGGAUGAGCGGAAGAAGGAGUUAUUAGAAUUGAGAAACCGUGAAUUACAAGUACUUGAAAAUGAAUAUGAAGAUACUUUAGAUGGUGAUAAGUCUGUUAAGACGGUAGAGCAAGAAUUAACUCAACAAUAUAAUGGAAGAAUUGAAGCAUUGAAGAAAGAGCUUGAGCAGGAAUUCAGCGAUUUGAAAAAUACUCUGAGAUCGCAGCAGCGUGAAAAGAUCGCGAAACUCACAGAAGAUCAUGAAAAAUGUCUAGCAGACAUUCUAAGAGAUUUUAGGGUAGAUGAACGAUUAUCAAGAAAAUUAUAUAAACAGCGAUUAGACGAGAUUCGAUCGGAUUUGUCACGAGGAAUCGAUAAAGAAACAAAGAAAAUAUCCGACCAAGCAAACCGACAACAAAUCAUUGAUUUUGAAAAAGUACGAUGUGAAAAACGUUUAUUAGAGGAUAAAUACAAAACAUUGAAGGAAAAAUACUUGAAAUUGAAACACGAAGUUCGUGUAGCAGUAGAAAGACGAAGCAAGAGAAGGGAAAGCAAUACAACAGCAUCAGAAACCGAAAGAUCUGCAUCGACGAAAACGCGAACAGAGAAGAAUGAAUCAAUGGGUCAAAAAACGCCCUCGAGGAACCUAACUUUAAAUUCGAGAUCAAUCGAUGGUAAAAAUCAAAAUAUUGAUGAUGAAUCUGAAGAACAAAGACCACUAACAGGAUUCCGGCGUAUUGGUGACUUGAUAAAUACAGGAAAAUGUGAGUCCGAUGAUCCUACAACCGCCAGUGAAACUAUGAACUCAGAUGUACUCAAGAAGAAGAAAAAUUUCGCUAAAAAAGCUCUCACUAUCUCGAGAACCUCACAUGGUGAGAAUCAUAGUAAUAGUACCAAUAAUAAUAACGAUGAAAUUAUGGAGAAUCCUGUGGAGAACAUCAGGAAGCAACUAGAAAAGCUUGAAGAUUUAGGUGAUCAAUUACCGAGUAAUGAGACUGCAUAUACUUUGCGAUAUCCUUUUCAGGACAAAG